AUGCCGCAGCCGCCUCUGCCUCCCCUUCCAGCGCCUUCUUCUUCUUCAUAUGGGUAUGAUAGGCACGCUCGCCCGCUUUCAUACCCUCCGCCGCCACCGCCGCAGCCGGCUAUGGAGGGAUCAUCGCAGCCUUGGGCUACGAACUACGGCCCCCAGGGCUACCGAGACACCUAUCAGUCCCGCGGCCCCUACUCCGACCUACGCCAGGGCCAGCACCACUCGGAUACGCGCCGUCAAGUUGAUCAAGAUCAUCACAGCAGCCGCGACAAUUUUCAUCCGCCUCAAGGUGACUUUACCUUCCGUGUAGAACGACCGGCCGGUGUCGAACAGUACAGCUCGUAUCGGCCUGUCGAAAGAGAUCGACGCGGCCCAAGGAAAACCGACUAUAGCAAUGAGCGAAGUGCACGCCAUUCCUCGUACCGCAACGACCGAGAGAGGCAUUCCGGCCGCGAUAGCCGAUCCCGUCGCGAUGACGGCCGAAAACGACGCGAACACCCGCCCCGCCAACACCGCCCGCCGCACCAUGGCGGAUCUGGGAGGAGGGAACGCGAGAAAGCUGCCGACAGACUCCUCUUGUCGAAGAAGUACGAUGACCAGGUGGAGCUGAUGCUAGGCGACACCACUGGCCGAGCUACUUAUAGAGAUAUAGAUGAACUCUCCGAUAGCGACGAGACGGACAUGGACAUUUCCGACAAUUCCGACGAGGACACAGCCGAACCCGCGACCAAGCGCGCACGGACAUCCGAGACUGCCGGUCCCGCCGGUAAGGGGACGACUCCAGAUCAGGAGGUGCCGCGAUGGUCGAAUCCAGACCCGUACACGGCGCUGCCGCCUCCGGACGAGGGGACGCGCAAGAAGAGAGACAUGGUGCAAAUGAUCCGCAAGGCACGUGUAGAGGCGGAGAGAAAGAAGGCAGCUGCACAGACGGAGGGAUUGGAUUUUAUCUCCUUCGACGUUAGCGACGUUGAAGGCGACGAAACAGGCGCGAGCCCGGGAAAAGCGAAGGGUCAAAAUAUCCCGGACCAAGUUACACCCAAAACUCCGGCGCCCAUUUGGCCCCAAGAGGCACCGGUAACUCUACCCCCUCUGCCACUGCCACCUAGCCUUUUCCCCUCGUCCUCCUCGGUCGUCGCACCAUCUACCACUGCUCCCGCUCUCCAACCUACCAAUAUUGCUAGGCCGGCUAGGCAAGAGAGCCAAGCCGACCUGACCCCUUCAACCAGCCUGGGAAGUCGCAAGCGGACCAUCGACGACAGCAUCAAGCUGCCUCAUACCUCUCUGAAGCCUGUCACCAAGAUGCGCUCCGAUGGGGGCGUGGUGCCCGAGUGGCAGAACCGCGGCCCCGACUCCUGCCCCUGGGCAUCUCAGGACCAUUCCAGCAUCCCCUCGAUGUCUACUCGUCUCCACAUGGAAGUGGUGGACUUCUACGAGUACGUGCGGCCGCGGGAUUUCGAGGAGCGCAUUCGCGCCCAGAUGGUCGACCAUCUUCGCAAGGUCAUCAAGAUGAAGUGGCCGGAUGCGGAUGUUCUCCCCUUCGGCUCCUUUAUGUCUGGGCUUUAUCUCCCUACCGCCGAUAUGGACAUCUCGGUGUGUUCUAACAGCUUCAUCGACCACGGGAACCCCGUAUAUGACCGCAAGAAGGAUCUUUGGGCCCUCCGAAGCCAUCUCCUAUACCACAGAGUCCCCUAUCAGGGCCAGGUCGAGAUGAUCUUGCAUGCUAAGGUGCCGUUAGUCAAGUACAAGGAUGCGAAAACCGCCCUCAAAGUCGACAUGUCGUUCGAGAAACUGGAUGGCUAUCGCGCCAUCAAUACGUUCUUGCAAUGGAAAGAGAAGUACCCGGCUAUGCCGACCCUCGUUUCGAUUAUUAAGCAAUUCUUGCUAAUGAGGGGCUUGAAUGAACCGGUGAACGGCGGGAUCGGCGGGUUUUCCGUGAUCUGUCUCGUGGUAAACCUCCUCAACCAGAUGCCCCAGGUCCAGAGCGGCGCCAUGAAGCCGGAGCAUCAUCUCGGCGACAUUCUGAUGGAAUUUUUCGACUACUACGGAAAUCACUUUCACUACAAGACGGUCGCAAUCCGCAUGAACCCCCCCGGGCUUGUCUCUAAGAGCCAGGUUAGCGAUGUUGUAUACCGAAACAUGGAUCGUCUGUCUAUUCUGGAUCCGAACAACCCGCAGAAUGACAUUGCUGGUGGGUCCUCGAACACGGCCACGAUCCUGCGUCAUUUCUCGAAGGCCUUCGACGCUCUUCGAGAGCGCAUGGCGAAGCUCGCCAAAGGCACCGGGGCCCGCAAGUUCAGCGAUACCAUCCUCGGACCCAUUCUUGCCGGUGACUACUCGAGCUUCCGAGACCAACGCGAAUAUUUACGUAAUCUAGCGACAUACGAGACGUCCGGUUACCAGCCUCCGGAGUGGCAGUCAGCGAGCGCAUGGUAA
Molecule: messenger RNA, 2430 nt
Organism: Durotheca rogersii
Lineage: Eukaryota; Fungi; Ascomycota; Sordariomycetes; Xylariales; Xylariaceae
Exons: 5
Coding region: 1-2430 (809 amino acids)
Biological process (GO): RNA 3'-end processing
Cellular component (GO): nucleolus; TRAMP complex
Molecular function (GO): mRNA binding; poly(A) RNA polymerase activity
Source: RefSeq, a predicted model, not a curated record